Penicillium brasilianum is the source of this 2861-nucleotide messenger RNA. The record is from the annotation of a GenBank genome assembly. Lineage: Eukaryota; Fungi; Ascomycota; Eurotiomycetes; Eurotiales; Aspergillaceae.
AGGGAUGACUCCAUUUAGACUGCUUGGGAUCGAGCACCUUACUCGUGUGCCUCUCUCUCGGAUUGAUAAUCACCAUAUUGUCCGACACGACACUUCGGAGACUUUGCCGUGGCGUUCUUCCUUGUGAUUGGAUGACUUAGUGCCCGGCUUGUUCAUGAACCGACGCAAGAGCAGGUUACGAGGUCUGGACUGACGCGCAACUACCACGGGAAGGGACUCGUGCCCACAUAGUUUCCGCCAGGCUAAGAGAAUAAUAGCUAUACGAAUGCGAAAGGGUGUCUUUCAACAACCACUCUCCCCUACGGACAGAGACUCACCACCAGGUGUCUCCUCCCCUCCUGACUAUCAUCACCACAUCAUUGACCAUCAGAAUCAUCGUCUCCAAGAUCUACGUGGACCAUGCAAACUCGCUUGUUUUUACCUCUUCAGCACCCGGGUUCCCGAAGCCAGCCGCGGUAUUUCGGCCAGAUUAUUGCACCUUAAAUUCUCAUUCGGGCAAAGAUCGGUUUACAUCGGAGAGGGGGGAGAACAGAGAAAACACAACCAACGUUGUUCAACCCUCGUGAGGUACGAGUGCCGACCAAUCAAACCCAAUGGGAGACUGUCAAAACAGCGGCUCGGUGGGGAGCGUUGCACCUGGCGUGCCGGCAAAAGCUGGGCCGCGUCUGCGCAGGGAACUCGGACCAUGAAGCACCUGGAGAAAGAGCCAAUUCCAUCUCGACCUGGGUCAAGUCCAGAUCCAUUCGAAACCCACUCGCCCGGCGACUUUGCUCCUCUUUCUCGUCGCUAAUCUCCAACGGACCAGCACCAUGUCUGGGUGUACUCCAAAAUUAUCUGCACAAUGUCAUGAUGAUCGACCCAUAGGCCAACCAGCGUUGUCUGUAGUUUUUUUCGGGGAGGGGGGGAUCACGCCUCGAAUAGGAAAGGAGGCAAUAAUCGAAAAAUAGAGACCCCCACUCUCUCUCCGCGCAGAUUGUUGACUUUAGCCUCUCAUAGUCUCCAUCCAUUAUGCUCCCCCCCUCCCCAUGGUAGAUAUGUUUGAUAGGUUUUAAGUUGCGUGCAGUGGAAAAACAGGGCCUUGGAUUAUAUUUACCUAGUGUCCUCGGGUCUGGGAUACCGAGUAUGUUUUCUUUCUGGAAACUUUCCCAUUUGGUCCUCGUUCUCGCUCCCGUUGCUGCGUAAUGAGGGGAUGCCUCACCUGUCGGCUGCGCCAUUUGAAAUGUGACAAGACUGGAGCCAAAUGCUUGCGCUGCCAACGAUCCGGCCGCGAAUGUGUGCCCGCGCCUGGAAAGUCGGAGGAGCUUUCUUUUCGCCAUGGCCAAAACCCGUCUCUCCGAGGAAAGGGGCCCCCGAGGUAUGGGGAGAGCGAUUUGACCUUCCCCAAUGACCAGAUCUGGGUGGAAUCGUCGUCCGAAUAUUCCUUCAAAGAUGAGACCGACCAGACAGCAGCUGAGUAUCAUGUUGUACCGGUGACGGGCCAUUCGGCCUCGAGAUCACCAUCUGAAGCCCGAUCAACCCCGUCCUCCAUCAUGGACCCUCCUCUGCCCGGACCGAGUAACUCGAUCCCUUUCUACAUUGCAGACUCACGAGGCGGUUCUCGUUCGACCUCUGCACAUUCACCCCAGUCAUCCAGUAUGCCCGUUUCGACUCCUCGACUCGCCAAUGUCAAUGAAGCCUAUCUGCUCCGACAUUUCCAACGACAUCUUGCACCGUGGCUUGAUGCCGGUGAUCCCGAGCGACACUUUUGUGCGGAUGUAGCCGGGCGAGCCAGUGACUCCCCACUCCUCUUGUACGCCUGUCUAGCCGUGUCGGCAUGUCAUCUAUCCAGAACGGCAAAUACGAUUUCGCCCGAUGUGGCAGAUAGCUAUCAUGAACGAUGUAUCUCGAUUAUGCUCCCGGUUCUCGACAAGCCGGAAUUCGAAAUCGGCAUUGAUAUCCUUCUCAGCUCGACCGUGAUCCUUCGCUUCUUCGAACAAAUCUCCUCCCACACGCCCUCCAACGACCCACAGCGUCAUCUCCUCGCAGGCUCGGUCUAUAUCAGUUCACAUGUCGACUGUGCCAUAUCCGGGGGCCUCGCAUCGGCAUCCUUUUGGGUCUUCGUGAUCCAAGACAUCCAGUUCGCUCUUACGUACCAGAAAUGUCUUCGGCUCGCAUUUGCACCGUUCGACGACCGCCUGCAACGGUGGUGGGUCGCCAAGCCGGUCCUGAGCGACAGCGACUGGGUCAACCGGGCGAUCUGGAUCCUGGCCGAGACCAUCGACUUUUGUUAUAACGGCUCGGGUCGGAACUACGAGAGCCAUUCGGGGAUCGCGGGGGAAUCCGCUUUGAAACAGCGGAUUCGGGAUUGGGAGGGUGGCAGGCCGGACACCUUUACGCCGUUGCACGUUUCGCCGCCGGAUUCUAGGGCCGGGAAGCCUUUCCCCGUCGUUUGGUAUACGACGUUAUGGCAUUCUACCGCCGUGCAACACGUCUGUCUCGCCAAGGCCUUGAUGCUAAUCCGCGAAUACGAAGUAUACGACUAUACCAUCGAGCAGCGUACUAAACUCAAGGAACAAAUUUCAGAGAACCUGAACUACCUAUUCGGCAUAGCCUUUUCCGCAGACGACGAACCAUCCCUACGAAUCAUGGCGUGCCACGCACUCUGCGCCUGCAGCGCCUGGAUAGAUGACCCCCUCGCGCAGAACUUGUUGUUUGACCUACUGCGUCGGACGGAGAGAGAUAAUGGGUGGCCGUGGGCGUAUGUUGAGCAACGGAUUCUCCAUGCGUGGCAGGGGAAUUCACGAUGAAAAGAAAAAAUAGAUCUUUAUACCCUUUUGAUAAUUGCUUUGCAAAAUGAUACCACGGAGCGAGAAUGGAAUUAC